CUCCGCCUAUUUCUACAAUGUAUCUUAUUAAAAUCAGAUUUUAAACCUAACCUUAACCGCACUGCUAACUGUAUGUCUAACCCUAACUUUAAAUGAAGACCAAAAAGCUCAUUUUUAUUUUCAUACAUGUUUACGAUUUAGCCACUCUGUGGCUGGGGUAACUAGUGACAACCGUUUUCUACAGAGAGCAUCAGCUGUUGAAUAGCAGUAGCACAAAACAAAAGACACGGUAGUGAAUGAAGCCAGUCCUCUGAUCCACCAGAGCCAUGUCUUCUGAGGAUCCCUUCCAGGACUCUCUAGAUGAUGAUCUAGACGGCUUCUCAGAGCCUGGGAGAGGGAGCAGGAUACGCAGCAGUGUCUACACAAAAACCCCAGAGAUGGAGAGUAACUGUUAUGGAGACUAUGGAGCCACCGGCGGCAAAAGUCCCCUGAUGAAAACAUUGAUGGAUGCAGAAGCAGCGGCCAACUCUGCAGCUGUACAGCUCAUGUCGUUCAAGGAGACCCUGGAGGAUGAUUUUGCCGACUCAAGACACUCUGCCUCUGAUAACCGGCGGAUGUCAAGGCAGAGAGGCCUUCUACUGGAGAAGUUGGAGGUUUUUAAACGGAUUAACAAGUCUGUUCGACAGCAACUCAAAGACCUGCAGGAUGCAGAGGCAUCUCGAAUGGAGACAGACAAACACAUUGAUCUCUUACUAAAGAAGCUUACGCAGGCUGAGUGUGAUAAUCUGCAUUUGAAAAGAAAUUUGAAUGAUAAAGAAAAAAUGGUGGACGAACUGAUGGGUUUGCGGAAGAAAGAAAUGGAGAACACAGAGAAUGCGGUCCAUGCCACCAAGUCUGUGGAGACCACACGUGCUCACCUGCAGGGCCAGCUACACAGCAAAGAGGCCGACAACAACCGUCUCACCGUGCAGCUCCGGGGUUUGGAGAGGCAGCUGACUGAGCAGAAGCUGGAGAUAGAUGGUCUGAGGGGGGAGAUCUCCAGUGUGUCUGAGAAGGCAGAACAGGAGAAAGAGGGCCUGAAGAAGGCCACCCGUGCCCAAAAACAGAGGGCCGAGAGGUUCGAAGCUGCUGUGGAUAAAUGUUACACUCAGCUGAGGGAGAAGGAUGUUCAGCUGGCGGAGGCUUGUUCAGAGAGGGACACAUGGAGGAGACAACAGGAGCAGAAGACAAACGCCAGAAUUCUGCUUGAUGCACAGAUAGGACUACUGAAAGGCCAAAUAGCAGACAUUACUGCAAAGCUACAGAAGGAGAGGGAGGAAUUCACUGCUGCAAACGAGGUCUUACUGCUAAAAGUGGAAAAACUCAACGCUGAAAACGGAGACAUUGGCCUUGAGAACGCAACCCUCAAGGCGUCCAUCGUUGAGUUGGAGCUGCAGCUGGUCCAUUCUAAAGCAGCGCUGAAAGAGGAGAGCACCGUCUCACAGGAGAGGAAAGACCAAGCAGAACAGUAUCAGAGUCAGGUGGCAGAGCUUCAAAUGGAGGUGGAGGAUCUGAGAAUAAAGUUGGAGGGUUUUCUGAGGGAAGCAGAGAACAUCAGAGAAGGAAGAGAUGCGGAAGUGAAGAAGGUGGAGAGACAAGGGGAGAAGAUGAGGUCGUCGGUGGACAUGAAAGAGUCUAUCCACGAGGCCAACUCACAGCUACGGCAAAAAUUGGAUGCUCUUCAAAAGCAGAUGGAGGAGCUUCAUGGGGAGAACCAGGAGCUGAUCCGUAGGCUGGCAGGGCAGGAGGAGGCGCUACACUACAGCAGCAGGCAGCUAGAACAGCGCUCAGCAGACUGCCAGGCUCUCAACAGACAACUGGAGGCAGCAGUGGCCGAUGUCAGGCAACAGGUUUCCAAAGUAAAAGACAAAGCCGUCUCCAGAGAAAGUUCCCUUCAGACCAGAAUCCUGGAGCUGGAGGCUGAGAAGAGCAGAAGAGAGAAUGAGCUGAAACAUAUGAAACAAAGCAAGCAGUCAGCUGAGAAGCAGUUUGAGGUGCGUCUGAAGGACCUGCAGCUCAGCCUGGACCAGUCAAAAAGCCACAAACAGAGCAUUCAGAACUACGUCGACUUCCUCAAGAACUCUUACACCACCAUGUUUGACGAGGGACUACCACAGACACCGUCUAGUUUUGAAUCAUCCUACUUUUUUAAAUGAUGAUUACUCCGGUAUGUGUGUUUGCGGUAUGUAUUGUUGGUUCAAUCAUGUACAAUAUAUGAGCAUUAUUUAAGAAUAAUGUGUUUUGGAGAAGCAAUGAAUUCGGCACAUAUGCAUUUUAUGUCCGAUAAAGAAGUCCAUGUAAAUGUUUAUAUAGAUCAGCUAAUACUUUUUUGUCCAUUUCUAAAUAGAAUUUCAAUAAAGUUUAUAAUGGCA
Salvelinus namaycush (lake trout) is the source of this 2351-nucleotide messenger RNA. RefSeq names its product outer dense fiber protein 2-like. The transcript is spliced from 16 exons. The coding region runs from base 267 to 2135 and encodes 622 amino acids. Gene Ontology annotation, cellular component: ciliary basal body; centrosome. The record is from RefSeq and is a predicted model, not a curated record. NCBI's taxonomy places the organism in Eukaryota, Metazoa, Chordata, Actinopteri, Salmoniformes, Salmonidae. Gene Ontology annotation, biological process: negative regulation of cilium assembly.